AUGGAUAAUGGACGUACAUUACCGCCCAAUGUCUUUUUAUUGGAAGCAACGGAUCAAGUAAUUGAAUUACAAACAAUCCUUAUGGAUAAGGAAACAGAUCAUUCGGAUUUUGUUUUUUAUGCGGAUCGUUUAAUGCGGUUGGUUAUCGAAGAAGGUCUGAAUCGUCUGCCAUAUAUAGAUGUAAUGGUUGAAACACCAACACGCCAUCAGUAUGAAGGUAUUGCAUUUGUACGUGGCAAUUGUGGUGUAUCAAUAAGUCGGAGUGGUGAAGCUAUGGAGCAUGCUCUCAGACAGUGUUGCAGAUCGAUACGUAUUGGAAAAAUGUUGUUGGCCGAAGAUACGAGGUUAUUAUAUGCAAGGUUAAUGCCUGAUAUCACGAAACGGCGUGUUCUCUUACUUUAUCCUCUUUUAAGUACGGGUCGUACUGCAAUCAAAGCGGUAUCAGUUCUUGUUGACAACAAUGUAUAUGAAGAGAAUAUACUUCUGCUGACAUUAUUNGUACUGCAAUCAAAGCGAAAUGAAUGCGUUCACUUUUUUAUAGGUAUCAAGAGAAUUAUGAGUCGUUUCCCAUCAAUAUCGAUCUUGACUGGUGAUAUAAAUGAUUGCAUACCUUAUCAUUUUACAACUAAAUAUUUCGGUACUGACUGA
This is a messenger RNA of Anisakis simplex (herring worm), 648 nucleotides long. NCBI's taxonomy places the organism in Eukaryota, Metazoa, Nematoda, Chromadorea, Rhabditida, Anisakidae. The record is from the annotation of a GenBank genome assembly.